Microtus oregoni (creeping vole) is the source of this 4397-nucleotide messenger RNA. RefSeq names its product major facilitator superfamily domain containing 12 (gene Mfsd12). The coding region runs from base 69 to 1499 and encodes 476 amino acids. The record is from RefSeq and is a predicted model, not a curated record. The transcript has 10 exons. Gene Ontology annotation, biological process: carbohydrate transport. Gene Ontology annotation, cellular component: membrane. Lineage: Eukaryota; Metazoa; Chordata; Mammalia; Rodentia; Cricetidae. Gene Ontology annotation, molecular function: symporter activity.
CCGGGAGCGGCCGCAGAGGCGCGCGGCGCGGCAGCCGGGGCCGCUGUGCGGUGGGGCCUGCGACCGCGAUGUCGCCUCCGCCGGGCGACGCGGGCCCCGGGCCGCCGCGGACGCUGUCCCCCGCCGCGCGGCUGAGCUUCGCGGUCGGCCACUUCCUCAACGACCUGUGCGCGGGCAUGUGGUUCACCUACCUGCUGCUGUUCCUGCACUCCGUGCGCGGCUACAGCUCGCGGGGCGCCGGGCUGCUGCUGCUGCUCGGACAGGCGGCCGACGGGCUCUGCACGCCGCUCGUGGGCUACGAGGCUGACCGCGCCGCCUGCGCGCGCUGCGGACCCCGCAAGGCCUGGCACCUGGCAGGCACCGUCUGCGUCCUGCUGUCCUUCCCGUUCAUCUUCAGCCCGUGCCUCGGCUGCGGGGAGGCCACCCCCGAGUGGGCUGCCCUGCUCUAUUAUGCACCAUUCAUCGUCAUUUUCCAGUUUGGCUGGGCUGCCACGCAGAUUGCCCACCUGAGCCUCAUCCCCGAGCUAGUGACCAGUGAGCACGAGAAGGUGGAGCUCACAGCCCUCAGGUAUGCCUUCACGGUGGUGGCCAACAUCAUGGUCUACGGUGCCGCCUGGCUGCUGCUGCACCUGCAGGGCUCUGCCCAUGGUGAACAGGACAUCAGUGUGGGUGACCAGCUGGGAGUCCAGGAUGUGCCAGUGUUUCGGAACCUGGCCCUGCUGGUGGUGGGCGUGGGAGCCAUCUUCUCGCUGCUCUUCCACUUGGGUACCAAGGAGGGGCGCCGGCCCCGGCCUCGGGAGAUAGAACCUGAUGAACACAGCCCCCUGGUGGCCCCCACGGCCCGGCCACUCCUGCUCUGGAAACACUGGCUUCGGGAGCCAGCUUUCUACCAGGUGGGCAUGCUGUACAUGACCACGCGGCUCAUCGUGAACCUUUCCCAGACCUACAUCGCUAUGUACCUGACCUACUCUCUCAGCCUGCCCAAGAAGUUCAUCGCCACCAUUCCUCUGGUGAUGUACUUGAGUGGCUUCUUCUCCUCCUUCCUCAUGAAGCCAGUCAACAGGCGCAUAGGGAGGAACAUGACCUACUUCACCGGGCUGCUGGUGAUCCUGGCCUUCGCAGCCUGGGUGGCCCUGGUAGAUAAGCUGGGCGUGGCCGUUUACGGGGCUGCUGUGCUGCUGGGUGCGGGUUGUGCCACCAUCCUGGUCACCUCGCUGGCCAUGACAGCUGACCUCAUCGGCCCACACACGCACAGUGGAGCCUUCGUGUAUGGUGCUAUGAGCUUUUCGGAUAAGGUAGCCAACGGGCUGGCCGUCAUGGCUGUGCAGAGCCUACACCCCUGCCCCUCUGAGCUCUGCUGCUGGGCCUGCGUUGGCUUCUACCACUGGGUAAUGGUGACUGUGACGGGCGGCGUGGGUGUGGCCGCGGCUCUGGCUCUCUGCAGCCUCCUCAUCUGGCCCAUCCGCAUCCGCACCCGGGACCUCGGAGACCGGCCCUGACCUGGCUCCCCAGGGCAACACGACGAAGGACCAGGCAGACACCCUGGCCCCCUGGUCCCCCACCUGCAGGGGGUCAGAGGGCACGGUGUAAGGGUGGGGAAAGGAUACCCGGCCAUGCUCCUUGAACCCCGGGGACCCGUGGGUGUCCCGCCCCAACCGUGGACCAGCACAGGGACCAGGUACGGGAAGGCCAGGGCCUCCCUCAUUCGGCUCGCUGGGACCCGAGGAGAAUAAAGCAGGAUUGACACCCCGGAGUGCAUGCGUGGGGACGGUCGCCUGGCCCACGGACGCGCGAGGCACUGGUCGGCAGCAGGGCUUUAUCAGAGCGCUGGCGUGAAGGCCGGGGGCGGCUGGCCGGUGGCCGGGCAGGGGCGCUCUCUGUCCCGUUGCCUGAAGUCCUGCGAGGUGUAGCGCGGCCGCUGUGGCGGCGACAGGUGGGGCACAUAGUCGGACCGCGAGGGCUCCACCCCGAAUUGGUUCCUGUUGACCACUGGGGAGCGGGACUGGGCUCAGAGGCUGGCAGGGGACCCUCUGCAUGCUGGCCACGCCCUGCCCCCCUCCCACCUGCUGCCCGGGUCUUCGCUGUUUUUUUUUUUUUUUUUUUUUUCUCGAGACAGGGUUUCUUUGGAGCUGUUCUGGGACUAGUUCUUGUAGACCAGGCUGCCCUCGAACUCACAGUGCUGGGAUUAAAGGCGUGCACCACCACCACCCGGCCACUUUUUUUUCUUUCCCUGUAGUUUUGAUGCAGGGUCUCUUAAAGCUUGACACCGUGUAGCCCAGGCUGUCCCCAGAACUCAGAGAUCCUCCUGCCUCUGCCGCGGGAGUGCUGGGGUGACCCGCUUGCACCUCCGCCUCACCUCCCUCCCGUCCCCAUCUGCCACUCACCAAACUCCUUGCCGCGGAUGUGCCUGUCCCUCCACGGCAUGCACCCCCAGCGCGUGCCUGGGCUGAGAUACUGCGCAGGCAGCACAGGGUCCCAGAAGGCCGUCUCCCGCAGGCGCUGCGUGUAGGCUGCGGGAAGGCGAGGGCGGGGUCAGCGUGGGACCCACGGGCUUACGCGGCUGGGGGCGCGACACUCACCGGGCGGCAGGCCACGCUGGCGACUCUCAAAGCAGCCGUGCCAGUGCGCAUGGGCCUCGCGGUACGGUCUGUCAAGCGCAGCAGGCAGCAUGUACCAGGCCUCGCGUGGGUCCGAGUUGGUCAGGCCGGUGAACCACACCUGACCGGCUGCGUCCUGUCCCAUGGGCGUGAACUUCCAGCGCACGGCUUGCUUGACAGCCGGUGCCCAACGGGGGCCCUCCAGGGACAGGUAGUCAUUGCUGAGGGAGGAUGGGCACUGAGCGCAGUUGCCUUGCUGCUCCCUGUCGCAAGGGUGUCCGCCCCCUUUGCAAAGGGGUGAGGGUCACCCCAUACCCGUCCAGGGUCUCCUCUGUGCGCUUUCCCACCAGCUGUCAUUGUCUCAUAGCCGAGGAUGCCCUGCUUGUGUUUGAGGCACAUCUCCCGACCAUGCAGCAAUGCUCCUGCCAUAGCCUCUCAAGUGCUUGUAUGACAGGCACGAGCCUAGUUUCGGGGGGCAGAAGGGGACCAAGCCGGGGUCUGCUUGGCAGGAAAUUUCUCAGAUGGUACCCGGAGUUGAGUGCUCUGGUAAGCCUCGGGUGGCCUAGAACUUGCAACGGAGAAGAGGGUACACCCUCUAUAGUUUCAAAACCAAAACCAGGACUCGGGUGGCUCCAUGGUGACCCCCUGGGAUUGUACUUAGCUCACAAAAGGUUGAUGUGAAACAGGCCUGUGAAAUGGGACUUUUGCUGGGUGACACGUCCUGUGCUCAGUAUGCUGAGUGAGGCGGGGGAUCUUUCUAAGCCUUUGGGUUACACAGAAAGAUCCUGGCUCAAACUUUAAAAAUGUAUAGUGUGGUGAUAUAUUCCAGCCCUGUGGAGGGCAGCAGGAGGGUCAGAAGUUCAAGGUCAUCUUCAGCCACGUGGUAAAGCUGAGGCCAUCUCCCUAUCAUCACGUGCACAGGCCAAUACUGCCCCUUAGGGCUGCCACUUCUCUGAAACGGGGGGGGGGGGGCUUCCCUUCUUUGGAGUGUGGGUGUGCACAUGCCUAACUCCCAAUCCCCUGCACACCUGUAUCCCAGCCCACUCGACUGCAGGUUACAGGGGAGGGGGGCGCAAGCUGGUGCUUGGGUGAAGGGAGGUACCAAAUGCAGGGACCCACCUGUAUAAAAGGGCAGGGAAGUUGAGUUCCAGGGUGCCCGAGGGGACAAAGGGCUGGGCAGCCUCCCGCCUCAGGUUUUCCAUGUCUGCCCCUGUGUUCCCAGAGGUGCAGACCAAUAAGGCCCUAGGGCCAUUGUUGACAGGGACAAAGGUGUCCCAGCAACAGGGAAGUGGGCAGCCAUGGUCCCCAUGACCUCAGCCUACUUCCUGAGACUGGAGCCUUCAGGACUGAAGUGAGACUUGUGGCUUUGGGCUCUCACCAGCUCCCUACCUGGGGAUACCUGAACAUUCCUUAACUUUCUCCCUGCCCCACAAUAGCAACCAUGUCCUCCCUGUGCCAGGGGCUCGGCAGUCUGCCCUUGCCCACCUUACCUGUCUCUGUCCUGGACCCCACAGGGAAGACACUGCUCAGGGCUGGGUGGUGGGGACACAGCCUAGACCAUCACUCAGCCAGUGUGGAGGGACCUCGAGGACACGGGACUCAGUGAGGGACAAAGUGUGGGCUCCAUGACAGUAAAUGUCUGUGACCCAGGGAUCCACAGAGGGAAGUGAAUUUGUGAUGGAUGUGGUUGGGCCUUUGCACCUUUGGUCAGAGACAGCCCCGGAAUUAGCAGUGAUUGUUACAGAGCUCAUUUUAUGAUAGUACAAUGGAUGUUUUGUGUUUUUACUGCAAUAAACAACA